This is a messenger RNA of Neoarius graeffei (lesser salmon catfish), 7360 nucleotides long. RefSeq names its product jagged canonical Notch ligand 2a (gene jag2a). Lineage: Eukaryota; Metazoa; Chordata; Actinopteri; Siluriformes; Ariidae. Gene Ontology annotation, cellular component: plasma membrane; protein-containing complex. Gene Ontology annotation, molecular function: Notch binding; calcium ion binding. Gene Ontology annotation, biological process: heterophilic cell-cell adhesion; Notch signaling pathway; cell communication. The transcript has 26 exons. The record is from RefSeq and is a predicted model, not a curated record. The coding region runs from base 202 to 3870 and encodes 1222 amino acids.
AGUGUGGAUGUGCGCGCGCGCGCUCUGGACGCUACUUGAAGUUUUCGUCAGUGCACGCGCUGCUGUUCUUCCCCUCAGAAAGGUGCUGAGGCGCCGCGGAUGUUCUCUCCUCCUCCUCCUCCUCCUCCUCUCAGGAGCGCCUUUAUCAUGGAGAACCGGGUUCUGCGCUCCGUGUCGGUGCCGUGAAGCCUCACCGGAGUCAUGUGGAGCUGUACAGGCGCCUUCCUGCACUCCGUCUGCCUCAUUCUGACGGUUUGGUCUGAGGUGUGCUGGUGUGCCUAUGGUUACGUGGAGCUGCGUGUGAUCAGCGUGGAGAACAGGAACGGGGAGUUGGCGAACGGCAAGUGCUGCGGUGGAGAGAGGGGCGUGGGGCGGGGCCAGGAGUGUGGCACUGUGGAGUGCAAAACGUAUUUCAGGGCGUGCCUGAAGGAGUACCAGGUGGAGGUCAUGACCUCGGGCCCAUGCACGUACGGAACGGCGAGCUCGACCGUCAUCGGCGGGAACUCGGUUCGGCUUGAUGGAUUCGAUAAUAACCGGAGCAAAGGCAGCGGUGUUGGGACUUUAAUCAUUCCGUUCAAUUUCGCCUGGCCGCGAGCGUACACACUGAUCAUGGAGGCGUGGGACUGGGACAACAGCACUGUCACUGCUGACAAUGAGGAGCAGCUGAUAGAGCGCAGUGUGUAUCGUGGAGAGAUGAACCCUGGUGAUGAGCGUCAGCUGAUCCAGCACCGCGGCCGGACUGCCACGUUCCAAUACAGCGUACGUGUGCGCUGCGAUCGCUAUUACUAUGGCAACAAGUGCAACAAACUGUGCCGACCUCGCGACGACCCCUUUGGCCACUUCGAGUGCGAUCACCACGGCAACCUGCAAUGUUUGGAGGGCUGGACUGGAUCCGACUGCAAGAAAGCGAUCUGUAAGCAGGGCUGCAGUGAGCUGCAUGGAAGCUGCACCGUCCCGGGUCAGUGCACGUGUAGUUACGGCUGGCAGGGUCCUCUGUGUGACGAGUGUGUGCCGUACCCAGGCUGUGUUCACGGCACGUGUGUGAAGAAGUGGGAGUGUAUCUGUGAGAAGAACUGGGGCGGGUUGCUCUGUGACAAAGACCUGAAUUACUGCGGGAGUCACCGGCCGUGUGUAAACGGAGGGACGUGUAUGAACACCGAGCCGGAUGAGUACCGCUGCGUUUGUCCCAACGGCUACUCGGGCAAGAACUGUGAGAUAGUGGAACAUGCGUGCAUGUCCAACCCAUGUGCCAACGGUGGGACGUGCCAUGAGAUUUUAUCAGGAUUCGAAUGCCACUGUCCCUCAGGGUGGUCAGGGACGACCUGCGCCAAAGACAAAGAUGAGUGCAUGUCCAGUCCUUGUGCACACGGAGGAACCUGCAUCGAUCAGGACAACGGCUUCAAGUGCGUGUGUCCACCACAAUGGACCGGAAAUACCUGCCAGAUAGACGUGGAUGAGUGCAUGAAGAGGCCUUGUGCAAACUCGUACUCAUGUAAAAAUCUGAUUGGCGGAUAUCUCUGUGCCUGCUAUCCAGGGUGGGCGGGACCAAACUGUGACAUCAAUAUUCACACGUGUUAUGGCCAGUGUCAGAACGGCGGCACGUGUACAGAUGGGCAUCAUGGCUAUGUGUGCCAGUGCCAGCCGGGGUUUGUGGGUAAGCACUGUGAGGUGCAGCAGAGUGCGUGUGUGAGCUCGCCAUGUCAGAACGGUGGUCAGUGUCACGCCACACACACCACCUACGAGUGUCAGUGUGUGAGUGGAUACACAGGGACACACUGCGAGGUACAGGUGGAGCCGUGUGUUCCUAACCCAUGUGUAAAUAAAGCUCAGUGCCACGCCCUGCAGUCAGGGUUCUACUGUGAGUGUGCUGAUGGUUACGAGGGCAGAACCUGCGCUGAGCUGACGGACCACUGCAAGCUCAGUUCAUGCCAAGUGAUUGACAGCUGCACCAUAUCCGUGGUGAACAACUCCACCCAGGAAGGGGCUUGGCACAUUUCAUCCAACGUGUGUGGCCCACACGGUCGCUGUAUCAGCCAAUCAGGAGGCAACUUUACCUGCGCCUGUCUACCAGGGUUUACAGGGACCUACUGCCACGAGAAUGUUAAUGACUGCGCUCCGUCUCCCUGUAUGAACGGGGGAACGUGUUUAGACGGCAUUAACUCGUUUAGCUGUGUCUGCCAUAACGGAUGGGAGGGUCAGCUCUGUGACCACGAGGUAAACGAGUGUAAGUCGGAGCCGUGUAUGAACGGUGGCGUGUGUGUCGACCUGCUCAAUGAUUUUUACUGCCGAUGCACGGACAACUGGAAGGGCAAGACCUGUCAGUCACGAGAAAGUCAGUGUGACUCCAUGACGUGUUUGAACGGAGGAAGCUGCUUUGAUCAUGGAGACUUGUACCGCUGUGUGUGUCCCCCUGGUUUCAGAGGCAGUACCUGUAACUCAGCGAUGAACAGCACUUGUGACUCUCAGCCAUGUGCUAACGGAGGGACCUGUGUUGGAGGGGGUGGAUCUUUCACCUGCAUCUGCAAGGAUGGGUGGGAGGGGCCUACUUGCACUGAGAAUGUUGAUGACUGUAAUCCUCACCCAUGUUAUAAUGGAGGUGAGUGUGUGGACGGAGUGAACUGGUUCCGGUGUCAUUGUGCUCCUGGGUUUGACGGCCCCGACUGUCGCAUCAAUGUAGACGAGUGUCAGUCGUCUCCCUGCUCUUACGGAGCCACGUGUGUGGACGAGAUUAACGCUUAUCGGUGUGUGUGUCCUCUGGGACGAGCUGGAGCUCGCUGUCAGGAGUUUAUCGGUGUUGGAAAGGCGUGUCAGCACUUGGGCGUGUCUGUUCCUCACGGCUCCCGCUGGGAAGACGACUGUAACAGCUGUCAGUGUAUGAACGGAAACAUCAAGUGCACCAAAGUGCAUUGCGGCGGUCGGCCCUGUCUGCUCGGCUCUCAGGACCCUUGGUGUGCUGGAGGUCAGGACUGCACGCCGCAUCACUUCCUGUUUUGUCUCUGCCCACCCUGCCAGCAGUGGGGCGUGUGCGCCGAUCCUAAUCUUCCACCAAUCAGCACUGAGUGUCAGCCCAACACCAAUUACGCAGACAGCGACUGCGCACGCGUCACCCUCGUGUUCGAUACAGACAGCGUGCCUCUGGGAACAACUGUUGAUGGGAUCUGUUCCGAACUCCGAUAUCUCCCGAUCACUCGAACUCUUGCCCAAGACCGCACGCUCUUUAUUCUCUGUGACCAAUCGCAAUCGAGCAACAACGCCGUGGAGGUUGCCAUGUCAUUUGAACAGAGUGCUGCGUUUGAGGAGCACACAGACAUACAGGAAGUAGUCAGCUCCAUUAUCGGUGUCCUCUCCAAACGCCACAACAGCACGCUGCUGCUGGCCAUCCGAGAGGUCAACGUUGAAACACAGGCCACGCCCAAAUUGCCAGAUUACCUAGUCCCGCUGCUGUGCGUGUUGUUCUCCGUGUUGUGGAUCUCCUGCACGGUGGUGUGUGUCUGCUGGUUCCGCAAGCGCAGAAAACAAAGAGAACGCAUCGAUGCACCAGUGGAGGAGAGCAUCAAUAACCAGCGUAGAGCGUUUCUGAGCAUUCAGCCCUCUUACAGAGAGGACAGGAGGAGUGUGACGUAUCCACUGGACAGGAUCGGAGACGGAGCGGAGAGACAGGACGAAGACGAGGAUGACGAAGGAGAGGAAGAAGGCAGCUCAGGGCUGGUGGUGGACAAGUGCCCUUCCUUAAAGUACACUAAAGGGGAGGUAGUGUACACCGUUCACACCGCAGCCCAAACACAUCCUUUAAGGACGCACUACAGCACCAAAGACAACCGGUGUAAAGACGUGAACCGGAGCGAGCGAGUCAACGAUCGCUAUGUAUGAGCAAAACUGUCUGCAGCUCGUCCAGAUUUUUCACACUCUCCUCUUCCUGUUUACACUUACGUCAUUAUUUGCGUUGUGUUUUUCUGUAAAGUCAAAAAGGACCUGUCUCUAUGGACUCGAUAGGAAAUUUGGUUGAAGGCGGCUCUACAACCUCGAUUCCAAAAAAGUCGGGACGCUGUGUAAAAUGUAAAUAAAAACAGAAUGCAAUGAUUUGCAAAUCCUUUUUGACCUACAUUCAAUUGAAUACAAUACAAAGACAAGAUAGUUAAUGUUCAAACUGAUCAACUUUAUUGUUUUUUCGUAAAUGUACACUCAUUACGAAUUUGAUGCCUGCAACACGUUCCAAUAAAGUUGGGACAGGGCAAUAGGAGCCUGGGAAAGUUGUGGUGUGCACAAAAAUACCACCUGUCUAGAACAUUCUACAAGUAAACUGGUUAAUGUGUCAUUGGAAAGACUCAACUACUCACAAGCAAGGAUGGGGUGAGGUUCACCGCUUUGUGAAAAACUGCGUGGGUGAACAGUCCAACAGUUUAAAAACAACGUUUCUCAGUGUAUAGUUGUAAGGAAUUUAGGGAUUUCACCUUCAACCAUCCAUAAUAUCAGCAAAAGAUUCAGAGAAUCCAGAGAAAUCUCUGCACGUAAGGAGCUAAAGAUCAACACUGGACUUCAGUCCCUCAGGCGGCACUGCGUUAAAAACCGACAUAAUAGUAUAAAGGACAUGACUACAUGGGCUCAUCGGAGAAAGAAGCCCAGAACAAGACAAAGUGGAGGAAGAUUGUCAGUGGUCUAUGUUCCUCUUUGGAGCCACAGGCUUAAGCAAGUAAGUAAACAUGGGCUCGGGAACACUUCAGAAAACCAUCAUCAGUAAACACAGUUCAUCGCUGGAUCUACCCUGGAAAGAGAAGGUCAAAUAUCAACAACAUCCAGAAACACUGGUGAAUUCUCUGGGCCUGAGCCCAUCUGAGAUGGAUUGAAGCAAAGUGGAAAAGUGUGCUGUGGUCUGACGAGUCAACAUUUCAAAUUGUUUUUGGAUAUCAUGGACCAGGAAAAGGACCAUCAAGAUUGUUCCCAGCACAAAGUUCAAAAUCCAUCAUCUGUGAUGGUACAAGGGUGUGUUAGUGCCCAUGACAGGGGUAACUUGCACCACCAGACAGUGUUUUUUUUCAAGGAUGUCCCUGUUUAUCCAGCAAGACAAUGCCAAACCACAUUCUGCACGUGUUACAACAGCAUUGCUUCAUCGUAAAAGAGUGCAGGUGCUAAACUGGCCUGUCUGCCUCACAUUGAAAAUGUGUGGUACAUUAUUAAGCACGAAAUACAACAAUGGGAGACCCCAAACUGUUGAGCAACUGAAGUCAGAUAUCAAGCAAGAAUGGGAAAGAAUUUCACAAUCAAAACUUCAACAAUUGGUGUCCUCAGUUCCAAACACUUCGUGUUGUUCAAAGAAAAGCUGAUGUAACACAGUCAUGAACACGCCCCAUCCCAACUUUAUUGGAACGUAUUGCAGGCAUCAAAUUCAGAAUAAGUGUAUAUUUAUUUUUUAAAAAAUACAAAAGUUGAUCAGUUUGAACAUUAAAUAUCUUGUCUUUGUAUUUUAUCCGAUUGAAUGUAGGUCAAAAAGGUCAAAAAUCAUUGCGUUCUGUUUUUAUUUCCGUUUUACACAGCAUCCCAACUUUUUUGGAAUGGGGCUGUAGGAACGGCAACUCAGAUUUUGAUCUUGAUGUGUGUGAAACGUGUGUAACGCGUCUCAUUAGCGUAUUUUCCAGACUGUAAGAUGUGUUUAUUCCUCUGGUCAUUGCUGGUGCAACGUUAACAGCAAAGUGAUGUUCAUAUUAUCGUUUUUAUAUGAGCAUAUUGUUACCAUCUUGUUCCAUCACAUAAAUAUACCGUUCAAAGUAUCUACAAGAGGUGUGAAAUCCGGCAGAGAUAUUCUAUCACGAUACUUCAGGAUGAAUCCUGAGUCACACGCAUGAAACAACAUGUUAUUGUUUGUCGUUCGUCAUUUAUUUUAUGACAAAAUUGCUUUAAAAUUGCUGAUAAAACUAUAAGUUCAAUGCUAUUUUUAUUCAGAUAGACAGUAAUUACUAUAAAUAUACAGAAUUAUUUUUGAAUUUUUUUCCUCCAAGCCAGUUGCAGCUGGAUUUUCAUAAAUAUGUUUUUCAAAAGAAACAAGGGGAAAAUAUUCCCAGCAGUAAACAAUGACUCUAAUUUAAGGUCAGUUUCAGUAGUUAAGCAUAAAAUAAAAGAGAGUUUACUAAGUUUAGGGUUUUUAUUCCUCCAUAAAACUGGCAAGGCAAUUCCCAGCAAUAGAAAAUUACACGAAUGUCUAAAUUAAGUCAUUAAAAUAAUCAUAAAACUUUAACAAGAAACUCAAGGCAAAAACCUUGAUAGUAGAGAACAAUAAUAAUAAUAAUCAGGAACGACAGCACAAAAUGCGACUGAGCUGUUGAGAGUUUCUAAGUAACAGGCAGUAGGUUAAAGGGGAUAGAAAUAUCAUACCGUAGCUGCAAUACGUUUAGGAAAAUAUAUAUCGCGAUGUUGCAGUAUUGAUAUCAUAUAAUUAUAUCGUCAACCACUAAGUGAGAAAUAAAGUGAAAUCAUAUGCUUCAGUCAUUAUGACGCCUGUAAUAAAACACCGAAAUCACCGAACUGAAGCUAAAUCAGGAAAAUAACAGUUAAAUGCGGACACUGAAUUUUAACUUCAUGUGAUCAGGAUAGACGAGCUGUUCAAUGUUGUUUUUCUGAAGAACACUGGUUGUCAUCGUUAAUGAACAUUUUGUCCAUUCAUGCAACUUGGGCAAUAAGGAAUCGUGCUGUUUCCUGAUCUUGUCUCUAAUCAGACAGAAUGUAUGGGGGUGGUGGUGGGUGUGUUUACGUUUUAUGUUUGAUAUUCUGGAACAAUCUGUGGUCUGGAAAAUACAGUCCACAGAGGUGACUCGUUGAAAAGUGAACCCUGAACCCUUCACUGUUCAUCUCCUCAUUUGUGUGGAAUCAGUGCCUCGAGUGUGGAACAUUUCAUUUCAACACCGUAUGACGUUUCGCUGUUUCAAGUUCGUCGCCAGUUUUGACAGGAAGUUGAAAAGGUUUUUGCUAUUUACACAUUCACAGAGAAAGACGAAAAAUAAAUGUAAAAAAAAAAGUGUAAAAAAAAAACGUGUACAUGUGUAAAUAGGAGAGUUAUAGCUGUGUAUAUUUGAGUUUAGUAACUUAAGAGACUUUUUUAUUUUUUAUUAUUAUUAUUGUUGUUAUUCUUAUAAUUAUUAGUACUAAUUAUGUUUCUGUCAAAUACUUGCGCUCCAGUUUCCUUUUUUAAUAUUGUCAUUCCUAUUAUUUAUGUUGGCUCGAUGCCUUAAUUAUUCUCCAUCGAUAAAUCCCUGGAGCGCUUCUGAUCACGAUGUCUCUGCUCAUUGUUUUGCUCUGAAGUCUGUAAUCAGGAAUCUGUUAGACUUUGUGGAAAGAAUUUGUUUCGAAUGAAAACGUUUUACUUCUCAAA